Messenger RNA from Medicago truncatula (barrel medic), 1799 nucleotides. RefSeq names its product UDP-glycosyltransferase 73C1. The coding region runs from base 107 to 1624 and encodes 505 amino acids. The transcript has a single exon. The record is from RefSeq and is a predicted model, not a curated record. Lineage: Eukaryota; Viridiplantae; Streptophyta; Magnoliopsida; Fabales; Fabaceae. Gene Ontology annotation, molecular function: UDP-glucosyltransferase activity.
UAUAAAUAUGUAUUUGCAACUUUAACUAAAUUCAUUCAUUGUACACCAUAUACUCCUUAAUCCUUAGUCCUCUCAACAUAUCCUUAAUCCUUUCAACAACAUAAGCAUGGUAUCCCAAGAUCCAAAGGUACAUUUUGUGUUAUUUCCAAUGAUGGCACAAGGCCACAUGAUCCCCAUGAUGGACAUUGCAAAAAUAUUGGCACAACAUCAAAAUGUUAUUGUUACAAUAGUAACCACCCCAAAAAAUGCAUCUCGUUUCACAUCAAUUGUAGCACGUUGUGUUGAAUAUGGUCUUGACAUUCAAUUAGUCCAACUUGAAUUUCCAUGUAAAGAGUCUGGAUUACCAGAAGGGUGUGAGAAUCUUGACAUGCUACCUGCACUUGGCAUGGCCUCAAACUUCCUCAAUGCAUUAAAGUUUUUCCAACAAGAAGUUGAAAAGCUAUUUGAAGAGUUCACAACACCAGCAACUUGUAUCAUCUCUGAUAUGUGUUUGCCAUAUACAUCCCACGUAGCUAGAAAGUUCAAUAUUCCAAGAAUUACUUUUCUUGGAGUAAGUUGCUUCCAUCUCUUCAAUAUGCAUAAUUUUCAUGUCAAUAAUAUGGCGGAAAUCAUGGCCAAUAAAGAAUCUGAAUACUUUGAAUUGCCUGGUAUCCCUGACAAAAUUGAAAUGACAAUAGCACAAACAGGACUAGGAGGAUUAAAGGGUGAAGUUUGGAAACAAUUUAAUGAUGACUUGCUUGAAGCUGAAAUAGGUAGUUAUGGGAUGCUCGUGAAUUCUUUUGAAGAGUUAGAGCCAACAUAUGCAAGGGAUUAUAAAAAGGUAAGAAAUGAUAAAGUUUGGUGUAUUGGUCCUGUAUCACUUAGUAACACUGAUUACUUGGAUAAGGUUCAAAGAGGUAAUAAUAAUAAUAAGGUUUCAAAUGAUGAAUGGGAGCACUUGAAGUGGCUUGAUUCUCAUAAACAAGGGAGUGUUAUCUACGCAUGCUUUGGCAGUUUAUGCAAUUUAACACCACCACAGUUGAUAGAGCUUGGUUUAGCAUUAGAAGCAACAAAAAGACCCUUUAUUUGGGUUUUAAGAGAAGGAAAUCAGUUAGAAGAGUUGAAAAAAUGGCUUGAGGAGAGUGGAUUUGAGGGAAGAAUCAAUGGUAGAGGCCUAGUGAUUAAGGGUUGGGCUCCUCAGUUAUUGAUAUUGUCGCAUCUUGCAAUUGGAGGAUUCUUAACACAUUGUGGUUGGAAUUCUACUCUUGAAGCAAUAUGUGCUGGUGUACCAAUGGUUACAUGGCCACUUUUUGCGGAUCAAUUUUUGAAUGAAAGUUUUGUUGUGCAAAUAUUAAAAGUUGGUGUGAAAAUUGGGGUGAAGAGUCCUAUGAAAUGGGGUGAAGAAGAGGAUGGUGUGUUGGUGAAGAAGGAAGAUAUUGAAAGAGGAAUAGAAAAGUUAAUGGAUGAGACAAGUGAAUGUAAAGAAAGAAGAAAAAGGAUUAGAGAGCUUGCUGAGAUGGCUAAAAAGGCUGUAGAAAAAGGUGGAUCUUCUCACUCUAAUAUUUCUUUGUUCAUCCAAGAUAUCAUGAAGAAAAAUAAAGAUAUGAUGUCAUCAUUUAUCCAUGGAAAUGCCAAUUCAAAAUGAAAAGACAUUCUUACAAAAAGAAAAGAAAAAAAAAAUUGAUGGGAGUUUUACUAUUUCAUUUAUGUAUUCUUGGAUGUUUUACUGUCUGUCUAGUUACAAGCAUAUUUGUCUCUAUUAAAAUAUACUAUUUUUUCUAUAUUGAAUUGCGAAGUAGGUAUUCUUUUUCGUUGGUAAA